This is a messenger RNA of Cucumis melo (muskmelon), 2169 nucleotides long. RefSeq lists its product as uncharacterized. The transcript has a single exon. Gene Ontology annotation, molecular function: protein binding. The record is from RefSeq and is a predicted model, not a curated record. NCBI's taxonomy places the organism in Eukaryota, Viridiplantae, Streptophyta, Magnoliopsida, Cucurbitales, Cucurbitaceae. The coding region runs from base 324 to 1625 and encodes 433 amino acids.
CUUGAAGUCCUGGACCCAUUUUCUUGAAAAGUUUGGGAUCCUUGAUUUCCACUUUUGUACCGUAACAUGAUAACAUAACUUUUUGGCUUUUGGUUUUAUGCUUUAUAAACAUGACACUAAAAUUAACCUACCAAUUUACAAACCCAUACCUACUCUGCUUCAAGUUUCAACCCAAAGAGGUUUCCAGCAUAUCCUCUUCUUUUCGCUAGCGCUCAGUUUCUUAUAUAUAACAGGCUGUUUUAAGGACACUUAGUUUGAUUUUGCCACUUCUAUGCUUUUAAAAUCCUGAAUAACUACAAAGCUAGCAAUUUGUUGGGUUGAUAAUGAAUAACAUACCUGCUAGAGUUUGGCUGUUUCUGUUCUUCAACCUGUUUUGUUCUUUGGUAAUCCACGCCAUAGCCAACGGUACCAACAGCAAAACGCAAGAUUUCAAAGUAGGUAGUGCCAGAAGUUCGGGAAAAGGCUGUGAUCACGGCUGGUCUCACUGUAAGCAACCGAUAACUCCUCAGCCAUCCUCUCUUUUGCCUGUUGAAGCAGAGGUUUUGACAUUCGAAGACCUGAGGCUUUCAGUGGUGUACCCUGUGAUACAAAAAUUCAAGUCAAUUAUCACCUCGGAUCCUCUAGGAAUCACUAAAACAUGGGUUGGAUCGGAUAUAUGCAACUACAAAGGGUUUUAUUGUGACAACCCACCGGACAACAAGUCUGCAACCGCAGUUGCAUCCAUCGACUUCAAUGGCUUUCAACUCAGCGCACCAUCCCUCGAUGGCUUCCUCGAUCAACUUCCAGACAUUGCUGUUUUUCAUGCCAAUUCCAACAAUUUUUCUGGCACCAUCUCCACGAACAUUGCCAAGCUCCCUUACCUAUACGAGCUGGAUGUGAGCAACAACCAAUUAUCCGGUCCUUUUCCCACUGCUGUCAUUGGUAUGAACAGCCUCACGUUCUUGGACCUUCGUUUCAAUUUCUUUACUGGGUCAGUCCCACCUCAAGUCUUCGUGCAGGACCUUGAUUUUCUCCUCAUCAACAACAACAAUUUCAUGCAAAGUCUCCCAGACAGUCUUUCCAUCACCCAUAUUCUCUAUCUCACCUUAGCCAACAAUAAAUUCAGUGGACCAAUUCCUGGUGGCAUUGUGAAAGCUUUGACAUCUCUGACUGAGGUUCUUCUCUUAAACAACUCAUUAACAGGGUGUUUGCCUUAUGAGUUAGGAUCACUUGACGAAGCAAUUGUGUUUGAUGCCGGCAAUAACCAACUAACAGGACCAUUGCCCCUUUCGUUGGGUUGCCUAAAGAGCGUGGAGCAGUUGAAUUUCGCUGGAAAUCUACUGUAUGGUAUGGUGCCGGAAGUGGUUUGUGCGCUUAGACAUCUGGUAAAUCUAACUUUGUCGGACAAUUAUUUCACAGUUGUUGGGCCACUGUGUCGGAUUUUGAUAGGGAGAGGAGUAUUAAAUAUUAGGAACAACUGCAUUCCAGAUCUUCCUUUCCAGAGACCAAUUAUUGAAUGUGCAAAAUUCUUAGCAUUUCCCAGAAUUUGCCCUCGCAUGUGGUCUUAUACUUUAAUGCCCUGCAUGCUUCCCUCUUUCAAUCCCCCAAUUUCUUCCAUUCCCAAAUAUUGGCCACAUUUUCCCUAGUUUUAUACAUUCCGAGUCUCACCUCGGAAGCGCAUUGCCUGUGUUUUUCAAUUGUAAUUCCAAGAAUAUUCUCAGUAACAUCUUUCAUCAACCCCACAGCAAGGGGAAAAAUUCAUUAUUGAUUCCUAACUAAGAACAUCUUCCGUCGGGACUUAUCUGUGGCAUCCGUAUUUUGGUUUGUUCAACCCUAAUUAAGCAGAUAAUUAGAGAUACCUGUUACGAAAAUCCACAUCACCGGACGCGUUGUCCACCGUGGGGGAAUGCCGAAUGCUUGUUGGGUAAACCUAAUUAGUGGAAGGAAGCUUUGCCUUUGCGGCUGUCGUCCAACGAGCUGGCCAUAGCCAUGAGAUAAGAAAUUUGUGCAUGGGCACGCCCAGCCCAACUUCUGUUGUUGCCCACUAUGAUGGGAUUAUUGCUCUGGGUUAGGUUUCAAUUAUCAAAUACCACUCUCAUUGUUUUUUCUUUUUCCCCUUAUAUAAAUAUAAUAAUUACAAUAGAUAGUAAUUAAUUAAUUAUAUAAAAUAUUUUAUCUUCUGUUACUAAA